CGCUGCACUCUUCCAGAUUUCAGCCUAUAGACGCCAACUUGUGAUCGUGACCAAGAUGCCAAUUUGCUCGUCUUCAGAGCACCACAAAGAUCUUCGUUGUGAAGUGCGCUGCGAAUGACCUCCAUUCACGAAGCAUGGUCGCGUUCAGUGAGCAGACGCAUGGAACGCCCGAGGUUGACGACCAUGCAAUAGUGAGCUAUGGGAAGUUUUCUAUCUGUUUGAAUACGAUAGCAGGCAUCAAGGUCUUGAAGACCAAGUUGUCGUGCGGCGCAAGGUCUCUCAGCAAACAAGGACACAUAUUGCAGGCCAUUGUGCUAGUUUGCCGUCUUCUUGAAUCAACUGGCCAAUAUGAGAGAAAAGGGCUCGAUAAAAAAAGAGCAGCAGGCAAGCUGCUCAAGCGAAAAUGGCGCUUACGAGGGCAGAAGCACUCUUUAUGGGUAGCUGAGGGCUAUCAAAUCCAGUAUAAAUAGCUUCUAGAUUUGAUGAUGAGCGGAUGUUGGCC
This is a messenger RNA of Protomyces lactucae-debilis, 502 nucleotides long. RefSeq lists its product as uncharacterized. The annotation marks the transcript as partial. The transcript has a single exon. NCBI's taxonomy places the organism in Eukaryota, Fungi, Ascomycota, Taphrinomycetes, Taphrinales, Protomycetaceae. The record is from RefSeq and is a predicted model, not a curated record.